Molecule: messenger RNA, 1423 nt
Organism: Mercurialis annua (annual mercury)
Lineage: Eukaryota; Viridiplantae; Streptophyta; Magnoliopsida; Malpighiales; Euphorbiaceae
Exons: 8
Coding region: 195-1220 (341 amino acids)
Biological process (GO): regulation of transcription by RNA polymerase II
Cellular component (GO): nucleus
Molecular function (GO): protein dimerization activity; DNA-binding transcription factor activity, RNA polymerase II-specific; RNA polymerase II cis-regulatory region sequence-specific DNA binding
Source: RefSeq, a predicted model, not a curated record
CACCAGAGAGCAUGCCACUGCCAGUGCAGUGGUGUGUGUUUUUACAUUGGCGUACGUGAUACGUACUACUAAAGUAAUCGCCGGAAAAGCUAAAAUAGUUACUCUUCAAAGCAUACGGCGACGGCUCUGGAGUGCUUUCUUUGUUUUUCCGUUCUGCAGCUCACUGUCUUCUUCUCAAGCUCAAAUUUGGCAGUAUGGAUGGACAAAGUAGCUUCCGGAAUUCUCUAGAGCUGAUGUUGAUGCACUUUGGAAGGAAUGUUAAUGAUGUUGUUUAUGUACCUGAAGCCGAUCCUAAUCAGCAAGUUGUUACAUCAGAUGGAAGUAGUGAUCAUACCCAGGCUAAUGAUCUGCCUUCAUUACCUCAUUCCUUUGAGGACCAGAGAACACCUCUUAAUUAUUAUGAAUUUUUAACGGAGCAUUCAUCUCUUAUUGAGAAACCUCAUACUCAUGAUAAUGUGUUGGACCCAGCUUCUGUUACUGACUCACAUCUUGUUCAAUGCAUAAGUGAAAUCCAGCCAGAAUUGCUUUAUGGCUAUCCGGGAUUGGCUUCUGCUUCAAAGCUUGCUGUUUCUUCUCUUGAUUUGGAUUCAUGGAAAUUGAAUCCCUAUUCCUACAUGUUUGACACUAGCCACCAUGAACCUUCCCUCAAUAUAAAAUGCAAUGAGCAGGACCUAAUGGUUGAAUUGAAAAGUUUCCAAGAUCAGAGCCAAGCCCAGAGUCAUAUUCCAUUGACACAAGGGCUCAGUGAAGAAGUCUGUAUUGCUUCACAAAGUCGUCCAAGGGCAAAAGUUGUUCCAUCUGUCUUUAUGUCCAAUCCAGGCUACAAUGCAUCAAGACGAAAAGCUACUUUAAAUGAUCGACAACGUAAGGAGCGAAUAUCUGAAAGACUGCAGGCACUGCAAGAACUGCUUCCACAUUCUGUUCAGGGAAGCCAAACAAGAGUGAUGGAUGCAAUUAUUGAACAUGUCAAGUACCUGCAGUUCCAAAUGAAGGAAUUAAGUCGGAGCAGAUUGAGAGGUGACCUGCAUUCUGGUCCUUCCAUUUUCCUUGAGGGAUAUCAACACUAUAUUCUUCAGAAGCAGCUGAUGAAUGAACCUCUUGAAGACACAAUGGAGAAGUUUCUGAAAGCAAAUUCAUCUGCUGCAACAAAGUUCUUGGAGAGCAAGGGUCUUUUGGUACUGCCAAUGGCUUUGGCUGACAGAUUAAAACAAGCCAUAUAGAAGUUCAUCAUGCUCGUCUACAUUUUGAUGAUUGAUCACAAACUAAAUGGUGUAUAUAUGUUUUGAUCAUUCAGUAAAUCAGGAUUUUGCACAAGUCUGCCAAUACAUUUUGAUUAGAUAGACGCGUUAAGUUAGUGUGUGACGAUGAUGAGCACAUUGAACUAUCUGUUCGACUUAUUUGAAUGCAAAACAUUUUUGGCAAA